Molecule: messenger RNA, 585 nt
Organism: Lottia gigantea (owl limpet)
Lineage: Eukaryota; Metazoa; Mollusca; Gastropoda; Lottiidae
Exons: 1
Coding region: 1-585 (194 amino acids)
Biological process (GO): phosphatidylcholine biosynthetic process
Molecular function (GO): S-adenosylmethionine-dependent methyltransferase activity
Source: RefSeq, a predicted model, not a curated record
AUGGAUGCAAUCAUUAAUUUAAAAGAUGUCAAUUUGUUGAUCGCCAGUGGAUGCAUUAUCUUCAACCCCUUAUAUUGGAAUAUUGUAGCUCGCUGGGAGUGCAGAAGUAGAGCCAUAUCUAGAAAACUUGGAGCAAAAGUGGGAUGCAGUUUGUUAGCGGCGACAAUUUUGGUUCUUGGUAUAGUGCGAGAUUGGAGAUUCGGAGAAGCUAUUGUAACACAGCCCCGUUGGCAUGUAAUGGAGCAGCAAUGGAUAUGGGCGCUCGGAUAUGUUACAGUAUCCAUGGGUACCAUUCUAGUGUUGUCCAGCUUUCUGCGACUUGGUUUCUUUGGAACUUUUCUUGGAGACUACUUCGGAAUUCUUAUGGAUGAAAGAGUUAUAGGAUUUCCUUUCAAUAUUAUCAACAAUCCAAUGUAUUGGGGUACUAGUCUGAACUUUCUGGGUUAUGCUGUAGUUCAAGCAAGUCCUGUAGGAAUAAUUUUGUCCGCUCUGGUUGCGAUUGUUUAUAAAAUAGCAAUAAUAUAUGAAGGGGAAUUUACAACUAGAAUUUACAACGAAGCAGAUAAAAACAGGAAAAUGGUUUGA